AUGGAGAUCGUGCCCCCCGAGGUCAUCGACCUAGACAGUCCACCCGUCCUCACGAGGGAGGACCGGGUGGGGACACCGCCACCAACAUCGGUCGGUUUCCAGGACGCCCCACCCACACCAGGCAAAGCCAUCGGCGUUAUGACCCACGUGCCAAAGGACACCGCAGCCAGGAUCCAAAAACGGGCGGCAGCCUCCACGGCCCCAGGGUCAGUAGCAGCCGAGACUGCAGCCCCCCUCGCUCCGGCGGGCGGGAACGCACCCCCGGAGGGUGGUGCUGCAGGACCUGUGCCGAUGCCGGACGUGGAAGCCGUCCCAGCCACACCAACACCCGAGCCCGCGGAGCUAACCACCCCGACCGAACGACGUGCCUCAGCAGACACUACUGUGGCGGAGCCCAGCCGGGAGGUCAUCCGGCCCCGCGCCAGCGAAUAUUGGGCCGGCAUCAAGCCGUACCUGCGGAGGAUGUGGAAGCUGGACGCGAGGGCGCCAGGGUUUGUGAAGGCCCUCCAAGCAACCCUGCUACAACCCCACCAGUACCCGAUAGGCACCAGGGUCAUCAUCCCCCAGAUCCCCAGACCCGAGGCGACUCCUCGCCGCCCUCACCACAGCAGGAAGAGGAAGUCUUCCUCGUCGUCCACUACCUCAUCGUCGAGCUCCAGCGAGUCCUCAUCAGACACGUCGAGCAGCUCCAGCUCGAGCUCCACCGUGGAGGAGAAACGACGGUCAAGACGAGCCCGUAAAAGGAGUCAGAGGAGGAGAGGAUCCGGGCGUAUCGGGGCCAAGGAGGCUCGGCAGGGCCCAACCAAGGCCAUUCCACCAGCGCCCCAGGCCAGGGAAGACGUGGACGAAGUCCUGGUGCUUCACCCCUCGGAUGCGGACACCAUCGGGAGCGGCAGCGCUCCACCCAAGGACGUCGUGGCCCCUUCAAGGGUCGUGGCAGCACCAGAGGCCGUCGUGCCCGCCACCCCAACUCCGGCGAGAGCUCCAUCGGCCGCCAGGAG
Molecule: messenger RNA, 1001 nt
Organism: Fopius arisanus
Lineage: Eukaryota; Metazoa; Arthropoda; Insecta; Hymenoptera; Braconidae
Product: trinucleotide repeat-containing gene 18 protein-like
Exons: 1
Source: RefSeq, a predicted model, not a curated record